UGUGGCUGUGAGUGGUAUAUGAAUCAGUGAGAUAUUUUCAAGCAGAGCCUGCCACGCACUACUGAAGGUCUCCUUUCAGUUUUCUGGAUCACCGACACAAGUGUCUGGAGACGCGGCGGCCGGCCCGCCCGGUCGGCCUUCAGCCGGCCGACGCACGGCGUCAGCUGAGUCGUCCUCGACAACCUCUGCUGGUGGACGCUAUGGCCGUGCUGCACCGCGCGCUGGUCACCUGGUUCCUCAGUCUCGUGUUCCUGAUUCUGCUCGUGCUGCGGCUGGACGGCCGAACCCGGUGGAACUGGUUCAUCGUCUUCAUCCCCAUGUGGAUCCUGGACAGCAUCAUGAUCCUGUACGCGCUGGUGGUGAUGGUGUCGCCGUGCCGCAGCGGCGACCGCUGGCGCGAGGUCACCGCCAACCUCACCUCGGUGCUGGCCGUGCUGCUGAAGCUGGCCUUCCAGACGUGUCUGUGCCUGCACCUGCAGUACCCGAUGGCCGGGCUGCCGCUGCACGCCGCGCUCGCGCCGCUGCUCGUCCUGCUGACCGGCGCCACUGUCAGUCUUAUGCGCAAUCUCAUCCAGACGCACUGCAACUAACGGCUGGCGGCAGCGGCGCCGAGCCGGAGCCGACCCAGUGGCGUGUGACGCGGCCAGCGGCGGUGGCGGACAGGUGGUGCCGUCGGGUCGCGCCGGGGAAAUACGCCCAUCUCGUGGAAGGAACGAGGGCUCUGUGAUACGCCUGUUUUAUGUGCGUCGUGAUUUGAGGAUUCAUUCAUAAACAGUUGUUUCAUUAUGGAUUUAUGAUGACCUGUGUCGGGAGACAUUCUGCCGCGAUGUGGAAGUGUUUACUUUCUACGCCGUACGUGUCAUCGAAUUCUCGCGACUGAGUAGAUCAUAAGUGUGUGUCAUAAGAUUUCAGACAUAUAUGUGUAAUGACUGUAUUGUCAGAAGGCUGUGCUGUAUGAAAUAUACGUACUCUGUACGAAA
Molecule: messenger RNA, 980 nt
Organism: Pollicipes pollicipes
Lineage: Eukaryota; Metazoa; Arthropoda; Thecostraca; Pollicipedomorpha; Pollicipedidae
Product: transmembrane protein 60
Exons: 2
Coding region: 201-590 (129 amino acids)
Source: RefSeq, a predicted model, not a curated record